AUGUCUAUGCCGUCCUGCUGUUCGUCUAGAACCCUGCGAUCCGUGCGUUUUGCGAAUCUGUGCCACGUUCCCCUUUCCCUCUCGCCCCCUCUACCCCUUGUCAAGACUUCGCUUCUUCUCUACCCUUCCUUACGAUCCGCUCCUCUCCCAUCCUGCCUUCCUUUCCUCUCCCUUCCUGCCUUCCUGUCAUCUCCCUUGGCCUCAUUUCCUCUCCCCUCCCGCUUUCAACUACUCUCCCUUUCUUGCCUUACUCUCCUUUUCCUUCCUGCCUUCCUCUCCUCUCCCUUCUUGCCUUCAUCCCCUCUCCUUUCUUGCCUGCAUCUCCUCUCCCUUCCUGCCUUCCGCUGCUCUCCCUUCAUGCUUUCUUCUCCUCUCCCUUCCUGCCUUCAUUUCCUCUCCCAUCCUGCUCUCCACUCCUCUCCCUUCCUGCAUUAUCCCCUUGCCCUUCCUGCCUUAUCCCGUUUCUCUUCCUGCCAUCCUUUCCUCUCCCUUCCUGCCUACUUCUCCGCUCCCUUCCUGCAUUCAUCUCCUCUCCCCGAACUUCGUUUCCGCUCAAAUCCCUUUACCGCCUUCAUUUCAAUUCCUUUCAUGCCUUCAUGUCCUCCCCUCCUCUCCCAUCCUGCUCUCCUCUCCUCUCCCAUCCUGCUCUCCUCUCCUCUCCCAUCCUGCUCUCCUCUCCUCUCCCAUCCUGCUCUCCUCUCCUCUCCCAUCCUGCUCUCCUCUCCUCUCCCAUCCUGCUCUCCUCUCCUCUCCCAUGAUGCCCUCUCUUGUCCUAUCCUGCUGUAUUCCCCACCCAGGUUCUCGUUCUUGUGGCGUUCCUACGUGCCAUCCUGGGCACCCGAGUUUGCAGGCGUGGCGCACGGUGUGAGCUCCGGAAUCCGCAGGCGUGGCGCACGGUGUGAGCUCCGGAAUCCGCACGCGUGGCGCACGGUGCGUGCGCAGAGUCCUACUCGACUCCUGCUUGUGUUUCAUUUGCUCCUUCUCUACCCUUCCUCUCAUUCCGCUCCUCUCCCUUCCUGCCUUCGUUUCCUCUCCCUUGCCCUCAUUUUUCCCGUUUACUCCCUUGAACUACUCUCCCUUUCAUGCCUUCAAGUAUUCUCCCUUUCAUGCCUUCAAGUACUCUCCCUUUCAUGCCUUCAAGUACUCUCCCUUUCCUGCCUUGAUCUCCUCUCCCUUGCUGCCUUCCUCUCCUCUACCGUCUUGCCUUCAUAUGCUCUCCCUUCCUUCCUUAGCGUGCAACCGCCUUCUUGCCUUCAUUUCGAUUCCUUUCAUCCCUUUAUGUCCUCUCCCAUCCUGCUCUCCUCUCCUCUCCCAUCCUGCUCUCCUCUCCUCUCCCAUCCUGCUCUCCUCUCCUCUCCCAUCCUGCUCUCCUCUCGUCUCCUGCUCUCCUCUCCUGCUCUCAUAUCCUCUCCUGCUCUCAUAUCCUCUCCUGCUCUCGUAUCCUCUCCUGCGCUCAUAUCCUCUCAUGCUCUCAUAUCCUCUCAUGCUCUCAUAUCCUCUCCUGCUCUCAUAUCCUCUCCUGCUCUCAUAUCCUCUCCUGCUCUCAUAUCCUCUCAUGCUCUCAUAUCCUCUCCUGCUCUCAUAUCCUCUCCUGCUCUCAUAUCCUCUCCUGCUCUCAUAUCCUCUCCUGCUCUCAUAUCCUCUCCUGCUCUCAUAUCCUCUCCUGCUCUCAUAUCCUCUCCUGCUCUCAUAUCCUCUCCUGCUCUCAUAUCCUCUCCUGCUCUCAUAUCCUCUCCUGCUCUCAUGUCCUCUCAUGCUCUCAUAUCCUCUCCUGCUCUCAUAUCCUCUCCUGCUCUCAUAUCCUCUCCUGCUCUCAUAUCCUCUCAUGCUCUCAUAUCCUCUCAUGCUCUCAUGUCCUCUCAUGCUCUCAUAUCCUCUCCUGCUCUCAUAUCCUCUCCUGCUCUCAUGUCCUCUCAUGCUCUCAUAUCCUCUCCUGCUCUCAUAUCCUCUCAUGCUCUCAUAUCCUCUCCUGCUCUCAUAUCCUCUCCUGCUCUCAUAUCCUCUCCUGCUCUCAUAUCCUCUCCUGCUCUCAUAUCCUCUCCUGCUCUCAUGUCCUCUCAUGCUCUCAUGUCCUCUCAUGCUCUCAUAUCCUCUCCUGCUCUCAUAUCCUCUCCUGCUCUCAUAUCCUCUCCUGCUCUCAUGUCCUCUCAUGCUCUCAUAUCCUCUCCUGCUCUCAUAUCCUCUCAUGCUCUCAUAUCCUCUCCUGCUCUCAUAUCCUCUCCUGCUCUCAUAUCCUCUCCUGCUCUCAUAUCCUCUCCUGCUCUCAUAUCCUCUCCUGCUCUCAUAUCCUCUCCUGCUCUCAUAUCCUCUCCUGCUCUCAUAUCCUCUCCUGCUCUCAUAUCCUCUCCUGCUCUCAUAUCCUCUCCUGCUCUCAUAUCAUCUCCCGUGCUGCCCGCGUGUCGCGCAGUGGGAUCUCAGGAAACAGUAGGGUCGCGCAACAUGUGGGUUCCGGAAUCCGCAUGCCAACCCCCCGCGGUGCGUACGCGGAAAUCUCGCUUCCCCUUCCCCUUCCUCUUCCUCACCCUGCCUUCCUCUCCUCUCGCUUCCUGCCAUAAUCCCAUCUCCUGUCCUGCCUUCAUCUCCUCUCCCGUCCUGCCUUCAUCUCCUCUCCCGUCCUGCCUUCAUCUCCUCUCCCGUCCUGCCUUCAUCUCCUCUCCCGUCCUGCCUUCAUCUCCUCUCCCGUCCUGCCUUCAUCUCCUCUCCCGUCCUGCCUUCAUCUCCUCUCCCGUGCUGCCAUCAUCUCCUGUUCUGGCCUGCCUCCCUCUCCUCUCCCUUCCUGCCUCCCUCUCCCCUCUCUUUCUGUCCUCCCUUCUCCCCUCUCCUUCUGUCCCCCCUUCUCCCCUCUCUUUCUGUCCUCUCUCUUCUCCCGUGCUGCCUUCCCGCUCCUCUCCCUUUCUUUUCCUUUCCCUCCGCUCUUCUUCGCUAUUACAUCCUGUACAUUCAUGCAGAUAA
Messenger RNA from Closterium sp. NIES-65, 2952 nucleotides. The record is from the annotation of a GenBank genome assembly. Lineage: Eukaryota; Viridiplantae; Streptophyta; Zygnematophyceae; Desmidiales; Closteriaceae.